AUGACUGCUACGAACACAAACGGCCACCCUCCCACAGUUACCGUCCUACCUCAGACGAAGUAUCUGGUGAGCUUGAUGACCGUGAUCAGGGAUGCACAGACCGGCUGCCCCGCGUUCGUCGAUGCCUUCGAGAAGGUUUGCACCCAGUUGAUGCCUGCAGCGUUGGAGCUGCUACCAACAGAAAGCCGAGAUGUGACCACGCCGACCGGGACUGUCUUCUCGGGGCUGUCCCACUCCCAGCCAAUCUGCGGCGUCAGCAUCUUGCGUGCUGGUGCUAGCAUGGAGAACUCUCUCCGAAAUUCGUAUCUGGGCCCAUUGAGCUACGGCAAGAUUCUGAUACAACGAGAUGAGGAGACCUGUCUACCGCACUACGUUUACUGCAAACUACCGAAAGACAUCGCCAAUAAAAAGGUGCUAAUUCUCGAGCCCAUGCUGGCCACGGGCGGUUCGGCCGCGAAGGCCAUCGAGGUUCUCAAGGAUAACGGAGUGCAGGAGCCCAACAUCAUUUUCGUGAACUUGGUGGCCUCGAGAAAGGGGCUGGACGUUGUGACGAAGAAGUUCCCGGCCAUGCAGAUCGUGACGGCUGCAAUUGACAACGACCUGACUGCAUCAAACCAUAUUGCCCCUGGAUUGGGUGACUUUGGUGACCGGUUCUACGGGACGACUGACUGA
This is a messenger RNA of Clonostachys solani, 672 nucleotides long. NCBI's taxonomy places the organism in Eukaryota, Fungi, Ascomycota, Sordariomycetes, Hypocreales, Bionectriaceae. The record is from the annotation of a GenBank genome assembly.